AUGGGAAAAGGAAGCAACGCUUGUAAAAGAAACCAAGCAAGGGAGAGGAAGAAUGUUGAAGUAAAAGCUGGGAAGUCUCAGUUGAAAGCCAACAAAGAAGCUCUAAAUGUCAUUUGCAAAGUGUGUUAUACAGUUUUUAUGCAGACACAAAGCAUUGCACAAUUAGCUGAACAUGCCCAAAAUAAGCAUAAUAAGGAUGUAAAGGAAUGUUUUCCUGAUAAAUUUUAA
This is a messenger RNA of Plasmodium gonderi, 228 nucleotides long. RefSeq lists its product as hypothetical. The coding region runs from base 1 to 228 and encodes 75 amino acids. Lineage: Eukaryota; Apicomplexa; Aconoidasida; Haemosporida; Plasmodiidae. The record is from RefSeq and is a predicted model, not a curated record. The transcript has 3 exons.